Paramisgurnus dabryanus is the source of this 1530-nucleotide messenger RNA. Lineage: Eukaryota; Metazoa; Chordata; Actinopteri; Cypriniformes; Cobitidae. The record is from RefSeq and is a predicted model, not a curated record.
UUAGGGCUGCUUACCUUCCAGCUACUGCUGCUCUAUACUUCUGCUGCUAAUACUGGACCUGGAUUGAUGAAUGAAUUCGUCUUUGUUGGAGACCCUUUGACAUGGUCUCAAGCAAAAAAUUAUUGCACAGAUCAUUAUAAUGGGUUGUUUACAGUGUCAGACUCCAAUGAUUUGAGGAACCUCACCGGUUCUGCCAAUCAGCUCUCCUGGAUUGGACUUUUUAGAUUGCUAUCAACAUGGAAGUGGGUAGAUAAUACAGCAACUGGAUAUUUAAACUGGUUUAGUUCUGAAAACUGUGCCACAGUAUCCAACGAAGGAGUUUGGUUUCAUGUAUCAUGUGACAGUUUAAAUCCUUUCGUGUGUCAAGACAGUCAGAUGAGAUUGUACUAUAAUUCAACACCUGAAACCUGGUUAAACGCAAAACUAGCCUGUGAAGAUAGCGGAUAUAAUUUCUCGAUUAUACGUAAUUAUUCAGAGAAUGUCAAAGUCAGAGGUGUGAUACCAAAAAGUGAUGCUUGGGUUGGGCUAUCUAAAGGUAUAGAUUAUACCCUUGUGAAUGAUACUUGGAGAUGGGGGAACAACAAACUCCUCACAUACUCCAACUGGUUCACACCCUUAUUUUGUGCAGUGAUGGAUGUGAGAGGCUUCUGGCAUGACCGUGUUUGCUUCGAAAAGAACCCAUUUAUCUGCUCUAAAGAAAUAACAGGCAACCUUGAAUACAAGCUGGUCUUUGAGAGUAAAACUUUUAAUGAUGCUUGGAACUACUGUAAGUCGAUAAGCAUGAACUUGGUCAUGGUGAAAACAAAGGACAACAACACUGCACUACUUAAUUAUAUUCAUUCCUCUGUAGAUAAUCUUUACUUUUGGAUUGGGUUAUAUAAUGACCCAUGGCUGUGGGACAAUGGCGCUUCAAAAGUUCGAAACUGGAACAGCUUGCAGCCUGACAAUAUGGAUUUCCAGAACAAUGUCAUACGAAGCCAAGUUAAAACUUGUGUAGCAUCAAUGAACGGUGAAUGGUUUGAUGAUGACUGUUCCAAGUCCCACAGUUUCUUUUGUUCGACCCCAGUUCGCUCCAUGAUCCUGGUGUCAGAACCCAAAUCAUGGGAGGAGGCACUGGAUUACUGUAGGGGCAGAUAUGUGGACUUGGUCAGUUUGACAUCAGAUAAAGAACAGAUUGCGGCUGUGAGGAAGAUUCAAGGGGUUCAGAAUGGUUAUGUGUGGACUGGACUGCGUUUUCUGACAGAUACUUGGUUCUGGGUGUAUGGUGAUAGUUUACAGUAUGAAAACUGGCUGGACGGUGGACAGAAGCAGUGCCCGGGAAAUCUUCGCUGUGGUGCUCUCGCUGUAGCAAGCGGGAAGUGGGAGCCCAGAUCAUGUGAGGAAAAACUGAACUUUCUCUGUUUCCAGAAAUGACUUUGAUGACCCAGUUACCACCAGAUGUAGUUUUCUAGAAGUUAAUCUAUAGUUGCUAAUAGAUAUUUUUUAACAUAUUUAAUUAAUUGUACAAUUUAAUUGCUGCAGUACAGAACA